AUGAUCUUGUUCUUUAAAGGUGAAACAUCAAUCACUGAUGACCCCACCCAUCAUGUGUUCACUGUUACCAUGAGAAAGCUUCAGAUGAUGGACUCUGGAUAUUACUGGUGUGCUGUAGAGAUCCAGCGCGCUCGAGAUAAGGGAGCAUAUCUGUACCUGUCAGUCACUGCAGACACUCCUGGACUCUGGGUUGAGCAGCAGGAGGUGGCCGGUGUGGAAGGGGGCCAUGUCAGUGUGCCGUGUCACUAUAAUGAACCGAGCAGCAUGAAGAAGUGGUGCAGGAUAAAGGGCUCCUGUCUGGAUGUGAAUUCUGGUAAAUCUGGUAAAUCUGGAAGAUCAGAGAUGAAAGAUGGCCACUCUAAAAAGGUCUUCACUCUGAUCGUGAGGGAGCUGAACAUGGAGGACACAGGCUGGUAUUGGUGUGCUGCUGGAGAACUACAGAUCCCUGUUCACCUCACUGUCACUCAGAAAACUACAACUACCACAGUCACCACACUGAGGGUUGAGAGAAACAGUGUUCUAAAUGUCAUGUUGUGA
Messenger RNA from Conger conger (European conger), 537 nucleotides. RefSeq names its product polymeric immunoglobulin receptor-like. The transcript has 4 exons. NCBI's taxonomy places the organism in Eukaryota, Metazoa, Chordata, Actinopteri, Anguilliformes, Congridae. The record is from RefSeq and is a predicted model, not a curated record. The coding region runs from base 1 to 537 and encodes 178 amino acids.